AUGAAAACAGAAUUGAAUGGUUUAACUUCUUCGGCGGACAGAGCAAAAAUGGAAGACGAAUCUCGCGAGCGAGCUAAUGGUUUUCUGCCCGCAGGAGUCGCUCAAGUACCAAAAGAAGAAUUACAAAGAUAUGUUAAAUGUAAACGUAUCGGAAAUUACCUGCUUGGAAAGACGAUUGGGGAAGGAUCGUUUGCGAGGGUAAAGCAAGGAUUUCAUGUUCUGACCGGAGAAAAGGUAAGAUAUAUAACUUUGGCGACGCGAAUAUCCAGUGAAUUAUAUUAGGUCGACUCGUGGUCAGUCCCUUGCAUCAUUCGAACAGUACGGCAUGUUUUACCAUCUCUUAAUAAUUCCCAGUCCUGUGAAAAGGAAUGAGCUGUUUAUGAUUUGCCGAACUCAACAUUAAUACAAGGUAAAAAUAAAGCGUUAUCUUGCACUAACCUUGGCAACAAAAAUUUGUCACAUAGCUGCCAGGCUUAGCGUUUGUCGCCAAUUUAAUUAGAGUGCAAUGUGCGUGAAAAUUAUUAUUGGCAGUCAUUAUUUCAUUUGUGUUCAUAGCCUAUGAUAUGGCAUGUUUCACGCAAUGUUUUUUGCUGUAUUAAGUUAUUUUUGGAAAUACGUUACACGUUACUCACGCACAAGUUACCAAAACGUAUUUUCUGCAAAUUUGCCCUCUUCCAGCUCAAAUUUCCAACUUACCUAUUCGGCGCAUUGACCUGCUACAUAAAUUAAGAAAUUAAGCGAUUAAAAACGUAUUAUCAUGCGAAAAACAUCCAAAUUUGUUCCCAAUUUUGAUUUAUAGUUCGCCAUUUUAUAAAACCAAUAUAUCAGUCUGACAUAUUUCAGAGCGAUUUUUCAACUUCCGUUUUUGACGAGUAGCUACUUAACCACGCUUUGAAUAUGCUGUUGAAGCUAACCAUAAACCAUUUUUCACAUCAGGAUUUCUGCUGCUAGUUAAAGAAGCUUUGGGAAAAAAAAACAUGCGAGUAGAGAGCAAACUGAAUCACCACUGUUGUAACAGAGGAUUAGAUAACUCCGUGGGUGAUAUUUUUAGUUGAGAUAUUCUUGGCGCGCCAAUCAUGUUAGCCUGCCUUCGUUUAUGUUAUUCCAGUCGGUUUCUCUUUCAAUAACAGAAAGCCAUAAACUAUGUACAUAAAACUGUUUUAUUUAAACAAAAGCAUUUUACGGUGAAAGGUCUUAGAUGGUGUUGACUUUCCUAUUGAACAAAACUACAAUUUAAUAAUAAUUGACUUGCAUACUGUACGUAAUAUUGGGUUUCUUCUUUUUAAAAUUCCAUAGGAUUAUUUCGCAUACCUGAGUGUUUUCGCUUUCUCUUUUCGUGGGUCUUUUUGUUUUGGGGCGAUUUUAGCGAUAUAAAAUUCGCUAUCAAAUUUAAUCAAAAACAGCGGAAAAUUGUGCAACUGCGGAAGAGUUGUUCAGGAUCUAUAUAAUGAUAUUAUUUCAUUCCCUGUAUUCUGUAUUGGAUGUGGUGGAAUGAGGAAAAUAUCAUUUCCGAUCAUUUCUGAUCGUUGAGCAAUUUAUUUAUCUGAGUGAUAGCAACAACUUUGUUGUCAUGUAGCAAGAACAUGGCGAUGCUUCGUAAAGAUUAUUUAAUUCAAGCAACCCCUUUGCAACAGACUGCACUAUUGAAAAGUGUUUAUGUUCUUUCUAAAACAUCGUAAAUAAAAAUAACAAAAAACGAAGAAAAUAUAGAAAUAUAAUGGUAAUCAUAUUAACAGUAAUUUAAAACCCUAGGGGACGUUUUAAGUAAGAAAAUGUUCCAACUAUUACAAGUUUAACACGUUUGAACUCUUCAAAAACUUUGACAGGUCGACUGAAUACUUGUUAGCACUGAAAGCUGAGUUCUACCGGGCCUGUCUGGAAGCUGUUUGAUAUUGCCCCUCUUUUUGUACCGUUCAAAGCGAUACAUGAUCGUACUUAAAGUAAAUUCAACAAUGUUGUUCUUCUCAAGAGUUUUUAGGCUUUAUAAACGGCAUACGAAUUCUCUUAAGUACUCUAGGGCUUAGGAAUUUACCGAGCUUCGUGCAGUUAGUAGAAAUUUUAUGUCAGUUAUGGCUCUAACUCGCCUCGGUACUCAGUUUAUGUGAUCAUGUAGAGUAUAUAUUGCGAUAUGCGGUUUCAAGCUGAGGUUGUGAGUAUUGAAAUGUUAGGAUUCCACUCAUUCUCAAUACCAUGGAGUGCUGCAAAUGUACGUGCACUUAAUAUACGUCCUCUGGGAGCAAUUACAUUAAAAAGUGUUGAAGGAACUUUUUUAUGAGGACUUUCACGAUCUUCUUCAGCAAAAGCGGAAUAGGGCUUAUUCUUCUUUUACUGCUUUUAUUCGUCACGAAGUUAACGUGAAUUUUCUCUCUCACUAUCGACGCCGCACCUUAGUUUUAUAGUUGACGAGCAACCCUUACCACCUGUGGUGACCAGCAAACUUAUCUUUUUAACCCACGUGUAACCAAUCCCCGCUUUACAGACACCCUCAUAACCCUAUUCAGACCGGGGGAGUUUUGAGGUGCCCCCUCGCUAUAAAGCUGAAUAACUUCAAAACCGUUCAAGCUAGGACCAAAUUUUCCUAAAAUUUUUCUGGGAACAUUUUAAUGUCGUUGUGACGUGUAGGUCAAUAUUUAUGUUACCAUGGUAACCGAGUUUUGACAGCCAUGAUUUUCAAAAUUUGCAUUUUCUCUUAAAGUAUGUGUUAUUUCUAUUUUACUGAUUGAAUUAUUAAAUUAAACUUAAUUUAACUUUAAUCAUCAAAGUUAUUGUAACUUUUAAUGAAAUCCAGGCUUGUUAGUGACUAGUUUGCGAAAAAACAUGAGCUUAAUAUGACCAAAGGGCAGAUGCUGAAAUAAAUUUUUAACAGUGUUCAUUUCUCUCAAAAUUUGACAUUUUGCUAAUUUUUUUGCUUCCUAAGCAUCCCUUAAUUUAUACCUCGAUUUAUACUAGUUUUAAGUAACAUAGAACACAUUUAAAUAAUUCAAAAUGGCAGCAGAGUGUAUCAACCUCGCCGUCAAGUAUAUUACUGAGGGUAAUGCAGGGUUGAAACUUAACAAAAAUGAGCUAAAACGGUUUUGUGAGUUUGCUACCAAAGAAACUCACUUCCUAUUCAAAGGUGCUUUCUACGACCAGGUGGAUGGUGUAGCCAUGGGCUCCCCCUUGUCCCUGUUCUCCCAAUCUCUUAUAUCUUAAAUUAAUAAGAAACAUCAACUGCAUGGAUCUACUCAGGAACAGCUAAGAAUCGUUAGAAACAAAGAUAGAAGUAAUUUAGGGUGAAUCAUGGUUGAAACAUAAAACCAUGCAAUAUCCUCAUGUGUAAACACUGAGCUUUUACGCGUAAAAAGCGUGCAAUCACAAAUCACUUGUUUCACACUGAACUCGUGACAGGAGAAGUAACUGUUGAGCAAAGUGAGGUGACCAGGUUAACGGUAUAAGAGCAGUGAAAUAACAGAAUUAAACAGCUAAAAUAAAUUGAUCAGAAUGAUUAAACUAACUUGAAGCGAUCGCCUCGAGUGGUUAACGCAAUCCUUUCUUUCACCAUUUUCCUAAAAAAAAUACAAGGGGAAUGAACUGGAACGCAAGUAUCUUUUUCAAGUCAGGAGAGGUUUUGGAUUGAUCAGCAUCAGUUAUUCUGAGAGAACUAAGCACUGCAAGGGGAGUGUCAACUUAUUCUUUUCUGCAACAAUUCCCCGCGAUUGCAUGGUCACGUAAGAUAUGUUUCACUUGAAAUAAGUCCCAAACACCAGAUAAAGCUCUCGUUACAAUUUCUCAUUCAAAGCAAAUGCACUUCAGCAAAAUUUAUCUUGAGUCUCCUGUAGCUCAGUGGUAGGGCAUCUGGAUUACAAUGGAGGUCAAAAGUGUUGGGACCUUUCCAGUGAUAUUAGUAAAACUAGCGACCCCUCCCCUCCCACUUUCAAAGUUCAAUUUCGAGCACGAUGGGUGGAAAUGAGUACUUUUUUUGGCCACGACAUUGCUUGGGGGAGUGGGGGGACGACGGGAUGAGCCCAAAGUACAUCGAAAAAUUGUCAUUAGGAGCAGAGGCUAUCUAACACGCUUUUUCACACAGUCCCAAGUUCUCUUGUCCCCCAUUCAUACAAUUCCUAUAUUUUAUGAUACGGACACCUUUUUUUAUGAAACGUGAAACAGAUCCUACAGACCCCAAGCUUCAUAAAUUUCUACCACUCUGAUAAUACUGACAUCUCUAUAAUAUAAUGCUGACACUCCAUUGUGUCACUUUGGUGUCCAUAUCAAGAAUAUGUGACUAUGGAGACAAGUCUUACUUACAUUUACAUUUACUCUCCCUAAAACGGACUCCGUUUGGGGCAGGUGCGCAGUGUCCUUCCUAGAUGAGGGCAUUCGGUAUAGGCCUUAUAGCGAGAGAAAAGGGCAUAAGAAGGGCUAAGCUUUGUUUAAAGUAGUACGUUGCCUGUGGAUAACUCUUUCCCGCGUGUUUUGUAGGUGGCUGUAAAGAUCAUAGAUAAGAAGCAAGCGCACCAAGAUAAGUACGUGGCUCGAAAUAUGCGUCGAGAGGCGAAAAUUAUGCAGAUGAUUCGACAUCCCAAUAUUGUUCAGCUUCUUGAAGUAGUAGAAACAGAACACAGGUUAGUUAUUUUGUAACCAGAAAGGUAAAUUUCCUAUUAACGAAGAUAUGUUGUUUCGGUUGGUUACCAUUAUUUAUUUUACUCUUUUAUGCGACUCACUCACUCACCCACACAUCUUUGUUUUCGACAAAAAAUUUGAUCAGCAUUCUUCUGCUAGAGUUUUCGGCCAGUCAGCCCCUGCAUGGCCAUUCACGAGGUUGAUUUUCGUUACCAGGAAACUACCGAAAAAACGCUAUGGACUAUACAUGAAGUUGUAAUAACCGUUACGGAAUACGAUAAAUAUCUUAUUUGUGAGUCUAAUUUUAGCCCAUGCCAGAAUGACGGCUUCGCCGCCAAAACUCUCAUACGCGCAAAAGCAAUUCCGCAAGGCACACAGUACAUUCAGCACCCAGUUUUAGACGCUGGUGUUGCCUCAGGAGCUACUUUAAAGAUAGAAUAGAAAAGAGACAGCGUGUUAAAAAAGAAGUGUGCCGCGCGCUUUCAUAUCCUGACACGCUGCUUGGAGAAAAUCAUUCAUUCAGCCUUAGGUUAUCUGCUCUUUAAUGUUAGCUUGACUGGUUCGAGCUACAACAAGUGCAUAUCCUGUGAGCAGGCUCGCUUGAGCUUUUGUUUGAAGAAACUUUUAACGUCGGAGCCACCAGCGCGCGAGGAAAAGUCUUCUAUUCUUCUCGCCAGCUUUCAUUGCUGGCUCGCGCCGCUGAAAUUUUCCACGAACUCGAAAAAGUGAGCCUGCUCGAAGGCUAGCCAGUGCAUUAAGGUACUGUGUAUAUCGCUCCAAUGUACAGGUAUUACCUAAUCACGGAGUUAGCAGCUGGGGGAGAUCUUAUGGAUUACAUCUGUUACCGUAGAAAGCUUGGUGAGGUGGAGGUUAGAAAGUUCAUUCGACAAACUGUUUCUGCAGUGCAUUAUCUUCAUCAGGGAGGGAUACUUCACAGGUAGGAUAGAAAGAGAGGUGGUUUUUUCGUGUAAAACUUCUCUAUAAUAGCAUUUCCAAGGAUAGUGAUAAAUAACAUCACAAACAAAUAUUGGAAACCUUCCCAACUGGCGGUAGGAAAGCCAGUUGGCCAUUGACAGCAUGGUCUAGGAAUCGGAAUUAUAUCGAGAAACCAAUCCAGGCUGUGGUCUUUGAACGCGCCGAGAAUUGCCUACCAAUUCCAAAAUCAGAGAGCUGACUAGGACACAAAGAGAAUCGAGAAAAACUGCUAGGGUCAAACGUCUCUUAUCAGUUUGUAGGAAGUUGCGCUUUUCCCAGGUCAUUCAUCGGCGUUGAAAACAUCUUGCCAAGAAAAAAUUGAUAAGGGCAGGUGGGAUGGUAAGCCCGAUUUCUAACUGUUUACUGGGUACGGUUUCUGUCCGUCUUGCCUAAGAUCCAUCCGUAGUGCGCGAGAAAGAGCGCAGGCGCAGAAAACGACUGGUAAUAUGGGUAUUAAGGGUAAUGGAAAUGUUUGUCCCGAUUUCGAAUCACGAGGGGUGAGCAUUUUCUGUUUGAUUGGGGAAUGACGACGACGAGAACUGGUAACUAAUAGCUACUCACGCUUACGGAUGUUCCCACGAAGUCUCUGGCAAGGAAACAAGUCAGAAACGGAUCAAGCAGUGAGCCGGUCAACAUACGCGAACUCGCCGGCAAGCUAACACGUAGCUGCAAAAACUUUGGGGAAAUAAUGUAACACAGGUUGUAGGUUGUAAUUUAAAUUUUUUGUUCUUCAGGGACUUGAAAGUUGAAAAUUUGCUCCUGGACGACGACUACAACAUCAAAAUUAUAGGUAAUUCUUAAGGUAUUUGGUUGUAUUUAGAACUGCGCACAAUAAAUUACAACAAAAAAUGGCCAGACGGCAGAGGAAUGUGUUUCAGUUUCCUGGAUGCCAGAGGCGCGAAAAAUUAGAAUGAGUGAACUACCUCUUGCCUUUCCUUCCUAAAAGACAAUGAAUGUUCCUUUGCUGUGGCUGCUACGACGGUUUAAGCUAAAAACGGUACUUCUCUUGCCAAGUUUAAAACAGCUCUUAGAACGUUACUGUUCAGGAGAGCUCACAGUGGGCUCACAGAGGGCUAUUCACAGAGUGCUCACAUGAUUUUCCCCCUUGUUUUCUCUUCCUUUACUACUAUUAGCCUUUCCCCCGGGCUUCACGCCCUUUGGCGAAACACGUAGAGGGUUGUCUAGUAUAGAUGUUGUAAGUCCAAUACUCUUUGUUAAUAUACGAAAUAGGUUUCAUAACUUGUAUUAAUAUUAUCUAAUAGAUUUUGGUCUCAGUAACACGAUGUUCGCCCAAUUGUCUGAUGGUCAUUCUACUCGGGAAUUUCUCAAGACUCAAUGUGGUUCACCAGCAUACGCUGCUCCAGAAAUCUUGGGUCACAAACCUUACGGACCUGAAGUGGACGUAUGGAGUAUGUACGUAAACGAUUCCUCGCUGUUGAUUUUCUUUUACUUUGUUGUUAAGCAUCUGGUAUCACCCCAGAUUAUGCAGGGGUGUAGUGCCAUCAUCACAACGUUGCCAAAGUAUCGAGAUAAGUCAGUUGAAAGUCCUCAGAAGCACUACGUGAUCUUUGAUUACCGUGAUUUCUGCGAUUUCUACGACUUGUAAGAGUUUUUCCUGCCAGGGAAAGUAAUAGCUCUAUGCUUGUCCACCCUUGGAGAUUUCCCGGCGAUUAGUCGCAACUUCGUAAAAAAACAAACAUCGUUAAAAGUAGAAGUCUUGACUUGAUCUGGUGAAUAUGUUUGUUUUUUCAUCAUCAUCUGAGCAUUUCUUGGGUCAUGUUGCCAGGUCGAUCAAAAAACUUUCUAAUAUGUUUAAUAGAAAGAGUGGAAGCACUGCGCUUGAGCGCGGUCAAAGUUGAAAAAGUUGUCAAAAAGCUUCAAUGCAGUAAAGGAAACGUUGAGAUGAUUUUGAUAGAAGAUUCUAAACUCAUUUAAACUAAGGUUGCAGUGCAGACGCUUUUUUAGAGAGGGGAAGGGGUGGGCCAGCACUAGAAUUUGUUCGCAGGUCGUGAUGAACGAAACAUAGAAGACCGGUAAAAGGGAAGGGGACGGGAUAGACGGGACACAUUUCCGCCCCUCUCCUCCUCCCCCUUGCCGAAACUUGGCCUUUUUUUCCUUAAUCCCACCCUACUGAUGAUCGCACUUACUACUGGUAAAUACAAAAUAAGAUCGACCUAAGGCAGGUUUUGUGAGCCCGCGAGACUGAGCAACCCCCACAAACCCUUGUUUUCACUAAAACCGCUGGACACAAAACCUCCUCUGGGUCGAUGUUACAUUGUCACAACCCUUACUACUCAGCUCAAUCAGCUUUUAAUUUAAACAUGGUGACUGCAGGAAAGAAGAGGGACUCGCUGGUCUUCGAAAAAAAAAGCCAGGAUAUAAUUUAUGAACAAAUUCUAUGUUUUCCUUUGAUCUUUUUCAGAGGAGUAAACAUGUUUGCGAUGCUGACAGGAAAGUUACCAUACACAGCCGAGCCCUUCCACAUCACUACACUUUACAACAAAAUGAAGACAAACGACAUGAAUCCCAUUCCUGAUCAUCUGUCAGCUUGUAAGUUCUUUUAGCUUUAAUAAGAAAGAGCAGCGGUGUUUUACCGAGUUGAAGAAACCUUUUCGAUAAGUAAAAGGUUUUUUUGGACAAAAGUAUAUGCCACAAUUCUAUCUGAAAGUCAUAGAGCGAUUUUCGUAUGACCUUGAAAUGAAAACACGCGAACAAAACAGAAGCAACAAACGAACGGCAAUAGAGCAAUUUGAUUGGUUUAUCGAAAGGGUACAAAAGAGCGUGGCUUUUGGUUGGUUAAUGCGUGAAAAUACUUCAUGCCCGAGAACUUUCCAGAAUUCAACCGAUACUUCGCUUUGACGUCAUACCGCAACACGAUUGGCCAACCGAACAAUGCCUUCUCCACAUUAGGGAUUCUUUGGCGGGAAAACAAAGAGUCCAUGUUUUGAUCUUUUCAUCCAUUGGCUGAUAAAACAAAUAACGAACACUUUCCAAAACCAUAUUUCAAGAUCAUACGAAAAUCGCUGUAUGAUCAACAAGCAAGAGAGACUAAUGAGGCAGAGAUGGAAUCUUAGGGCGUUGGCAGGGAUUUUACUAAAAGUUAUUUUUAAAGGUUUUACUUACACGGAUGUCUUAUUCCGGGAACGUCCGCACAUUUUAAUCGAUUGUUUGAAACGUCAUCAAGCUCAGAAGCGACUGCCUGAAGGCAAUUAAUGCAGGAUAUUGUAACGGUAAGACACCAAGAGAGUUUGCGGAUCUUUCGGGAUACCAUCUUCCGAUUAAUUUCAAGUGUUGAAUUGCUAAGAAUAACUUUGGUGAAAUUCACAUAUCUCAAGGGCCAGACUGUCCAAUUAUUCUCUCUUACAAAAAGUUAAUGCUUUUAUUAAAGUUUUAACUGAGUCGUCGCUCACGAGAACUUAAAAGAAAGGAAAAGACCUGCUUGUUAUUUCACAGUAGUGGUCGCCUUCGGGAACAGUUGCUUACAAGUGCUCUUGAUUGCAAAGCCAGAGUUCCAACGAACUUUCACAAUGCUGAUCGUAACAAGAGCCGGUGCCGCCUGCGAGAGUGGUUUCGCAAGGAAAGCAUCGACUAUAUCAUGAUUACUUUUUUUAACUUUGACAUUACUAUUUUUUUAAUAGCAUGUAAGGACCUUAUUCGGCGUUUUCUCACCUUUAAUCGUGAGCAAAGGAUCACGUUGGAUGAGGCGCUUAAUCAUGAAUGGCUCCGCAAGGGGUUUGAUGGUCCCGUUAAGCCAGUUGUCUUCCCGAACUACCCGCGGGAGGAGGAGAUGGAUAAGAACAUUCUCAGGCACAUGACAGAGAAAAUGGACUUUCAUCAGAAGGAAGUCAUUGAUGCUGUGACGUUAAACAGGUAUAUCAGGGGCUUGAUAUUUUGUCGUAAUAGUGCGCGAGUAUCCCUCGAGUUCAACAUAUGCACUCGGUAUUACCGCUAAUUGUUAACGGGUUGCACCCGACAAAGGCCGAUUAUUCCGUAAAUCCGCUUUCCUCCGGUAGGUGUAAUAAGGUAUUCCAGGAAAGCUCUUUGUCUAAGCCAGAAACGUAUGAGCUGAAAGCGCAGUUUCGCCCAGUAUUACGAAUUCGAUCUCUCUUAAAGAUUUCUAAAAAGGGCUGUAUUCGCAUGCAAGGCAAAAACAAAAACAAAAACAUACAACCGAAUAUAAGCCUCCCCGGAUAUGAGCCCCCCUCUAGCUUACAUUGAAAUGAAUUCGAUCUAUUAUGCAGUUUUGAAGAGUGAUUAAAAACCAGUAAAAAUCAGUGCAAAACGUAUCUUGAUCAGCACUGCUUUAACUUGUUUCGAAGAGUGUUUUUUUUAUUCGGGUUAUAAGCCUCCCUCGGAAAUAAGCCCCUCCGUUUAUAAGCCCUUCUAAAACCCCUUACGAAGAUGUAUAAGCCCCCUAGGAUAUAAGCCCCUCAGUUUAUAAGCCCUCCUAAAACCCCUUACAAAGAUGUGUAAACCCCCUCCGAUAUAAGCCUCUCCGUUUAUAAGCCCUCCUAAAUCCCCCUACAAAGAUGUAUAAUCCCCCCGGGGAUAUAAGUCCCUCCGUUUAUAAGCCCUCCUAAAACCCCUUACAAAGAUGUAUAAACCCCCUGGGAUAUAAGCCUCUCCGUUUAUAAGCUCUUCUAAAAUCCCUUACGAAGAUGUAUAAACCCCCCUGGGAUAUAAGCCCCUCCGUUUAUAAGCUCUCCUAAAACCCCUCGGAUAUAAGCCCUUCCGUUUAUAAGCUCCCCUAAAUCCCCCUACAGAGAUGUAUAAGCCCCCUGGGAUAUAAGCCCCUCCAUUUAUAAGCUCUUCUAAAAUCCCUUACGAAGAUGUAUAAACCCCCCUGGGAUAUAAGCCCCUCCGUUUAUAAGCUCUCCUAAAACCCCUCUCGAAGAUGUAUAAGCCCCCUCGGAUAUAAGCCCUUCCCUUUAUAAGCCCCCCUAAAUCCCCCUACAAAGAUGUAUAAACCCCCUAGGAUAUAAGCCCCUCCGUUUAUAAGCCCUCCUAAAACCCCUUACGAAGAUGUACAAGCCCCCUCGGAUAUAAGCCCUUCCGUUUAUAAGCUCUCCUAAAUCCCCCUACAAAGAUGUAUAAACCCCCCUGGGAUAUAAGCCCCUCCGUUUAUAAGCCCUCCUAAAACCCCUUAGAAGAUGUUUAAGCCUAGGGCUUAUAACCGGAAGUUUACGGAAUGCACUUUAUUUUUUCAUUUACACGCCGUUUUCACCCUUGUUAGCCCAUCUUGAUAAUAAAGAUUGCAUACAACAGCCAUGUGUUUUGUUUCUGUCCUUAUUGCAGGUCUACCCCAACAGCAACAGUAUACCAUCUUCUGCAGAGAAAACUGAAAAAAUACUACAUAAGACACCCAGAAAAAGCUAAACUGAUGGCUAAUGCUGAAAUAACCUCAGCAAAUUCCGAGUCAGUUAUAUCUAAGGAUUCCUGUGGAACUGCUCAAAAAAAGGAAAAUAAAAAUAUAGUAAAAAAGAGGCAUGAAUGUACUGUAGCUACAGCGGUGGUUUGUGAUUUUAACGCUAACGAAGAAAAAACACAAAACGGACACAAAAAAUCGGACUCUACGAAGUUAGACGUUCUACUGAACCGCAAUCGCCUAUCCUCUGCGAGUUCUGAAAAUCUGUCAGCACCAAAGGAAAAACUUCCAGAAGGCAAAAACGGAUCAGUGGGUGACGAUGACUCCGCCAAACUUGAAAACGAGACAGAACGCACUGACAAGCCAGAAACUUGUAACAUUUUCAGCAAUGCGGGAAUUGAAAUAUCCAGAAAGGACUCUUGUAAUUAUUCGUCUGUUGAGGUCAUGGCGGUCAAAGGUCGUAGCCUGUCACUGAACUUGUCGCAUAUUUCGGUCGAAAGCAAAGCGACUGGAGACGAACUGAAAGACACUUCAGCCGAGAAGUUGAAUGAACGGAGUGGACGAGAAAACGAAGAAAAUGGAGCGAAGGAUAAGACGGGAUCUCCUCGAUUUUCAGAGGAAAUGCCCGCUCUAACCAAGGACAACAGAACACAAAAAUCACCAAGAAAUGCAGUUGCUAGUACACCAUCUAAAGUCGGCAAAGUUUCUGUCUUUAAUUCCAAGGUUAUUUCGAUUCCACUGCAGCAUAAAAAACAGGAUUCGGUAGCAGACAAGGUAGUUACAUAUAGAAUAGUCUCCUAGCAGUCCCUAGGGAUGAUAUCUGGGGCGAGCAUGUUAUGUGUGAGCAAGAGAGGCAAACACGCGUAACAUGCUCGAUCUUCCGCGCGACAGCAGCCUAUCUACAGAUAAAACAGCCUACAAUCCUGGACAAAAGUCCUUGGGACAGUACUGCAAUAUUCAUAUUUUUCUGUCAUUUUUCGGUUCCCUCUUAAAACAGUGCAUCCUUUUCGAAAUUCUCUAACUUACAGUUCUCCCUUCCCCCACCCUAUACAAAGUUGAAGCUCGGAAAAAAUUCUGGAUACACGCGUCCAACAUUGUUUGUGGGAUGAGGGGAGGGGUUGGACCUGUGUGAAUUGGAAAACGCCCAAGGGACACAAAAGUGUCCCAAGACGUUUGUCCAUGAUUGUAGCUUAUGAUUCGCUCUGCUGGGAGCGGUUUAACUUGUAAUAUUCUGUGAUGGACUACGCUGAACUGUUCACGAAUGCAAAUUGCUGUCCUGCAGUUGCCAACGGAAGAAAAUCUGUUCUUAGGAGUGAACAAGGUCAAACCACACAAACAGGUGAAGAACACAAGAAAAGCUUACCGUCUAGACCAAAGACGCGGAGAGUUUCUCAGUUGAUACUGAAACGGGUCUAUUGGAUGACCCCUAGCAUGGUGGUGGUUUAACUCGAGUUUGGGCCUGAACCCCUACCCUUUACCCUCGCCUCCCCUGCUGAAACAUGUUGGUAUCCAACCAUUUGUAGUGGUAAGCGGACUGCAAGUGACAGUUAGCCUUAAAUAUGGUUACUCUUCGUCAUUCAUCACAGACUCAAAACCUGGAACCAUCUUAGAUCAGAAACCCAGUUAGUUAACCACUCAUAAGUACUUUUCGAUAGUUUUUUAAUAAGAACCACUACCCUAGUUGCCAGAGACUUUUCACGCGUCGUUUCCGGUCUCAAUCAAGCGGCCCUUACCAUGACCCGUAGGAGAAGCUCAAAGUUUAACGGGAACAGUAAAUGGCAUCGCUCUGUAUCAGAGGUUUUUUCUCGCGGUUUCCCCGCUCGUGGUUUCGGCCUGCGACCGACACCGAAGCGUCGUGCUGCACGCGAGGAAAAAAUCUCUGGUAAAAAACCACCUGACAAAACAUAAAUUAAACAACAACUAGCAGAGGAAGUAAAGGAAAGCUAUCGGGUGAAUAGGUUUUUUCGCUCUACAUGUCUUUAAUUAAACGGUAAAGAAUCGACAACUUAUUCACAUUUUCUUCUCUUUACAGGCUAAGUUAAGCCCCAGAAGGUUUUCACUUCCGCAAACCUUCUUUCCGCCCAGGAACUUGGGAACUAACCAGCAAGGACAUCCCGUCACUAAUCCCUUCAGUUUUUCAUCGUCGUCAUCUUCUACGGAAACAAAACGAAAGAACAGACACUCGCUACCGCCUUACGGUUUGUGCUGCCAGUUAACGGCCAUUAAGGCGCAGGACGAAGAGAACAUAGGAGAUGUGUCACGUGAUAAAGAAGACAAAUCACUUACUGAUCACGUGGCUCAGUGCAAUGGACUUGAUGCUAAGCCUGGGCUCUCGGGAAAAAAAUUUCGUUGCUCACCUAAAUCUAGCGAGAAAAGUAAACAGCGAAGGAAAACUGUUGCAACUUCGGGGGGGAAAGAAUUGCUUAAAAGCAUAAACAACACUUUAGGCAAGCUUAUGGAAGUUCAAGAUAGAUCUGAACCGGUCAAAGGUCACUUGUUUAGAUCACGGUUACCCCCCGCCACGCUCAUGGGACGCAAAAGCGAUUUGCCCUUAGAUGACGUUAAAAUAUCGUUAAUACAGGAGAAUGCCGCUGUAGAACGAGUUAAGGAAAAAAGAAAUCCUGGGCUGAAGAUAAGCUGCAGGGUGAAAGAUACCUUAUCUCAGAUGCCGCAGGUUUUAUCAACAACUUCACGCAGUGAAUCAAACUCUCCGAAAGUAGAAGUCAGAGGCAUUCGAAGGCGAAGGAAGGGAACAAAUGAAGACACUGUCCCAUUGAUAGCGAAGAGUGAUUCUUUGUCAAGACAUGAAGACGCCAAGAAUUUACAACGUCACUUACAUGAUACCACGUGUGACUCUUCUCAAGAGACUGCACGUGAUCGACGUACAAGGCGCGAUUCUUUAGAGGAAGUCAUUUGA
Molecule: messenger RNA, 13856 nt
Organism: Porites lobata
Lineage: Eukaryota; Metazoa; Cnidaria; Anthozoa; Scleractinia; Poritidae
Source: the annotation of a GenBank genome assembly